Molecule: messenger RNA, 2214 nt
Organism: Copidosoma floridanum
Lineage: Eukaryota; Metazoa; Arthropoda; Insecta; Hymenoptera; Encyrtidae
Biological process (GO): regulation of transcription by RNA polymerase II
Cellular component (GO): nucleus
Molecular function (GO): DNA-binding transcription factor activity, RNA polymerase II-specific; RNA polymerase II transcription regulatory region sequence-specific DNA binding
Source: RefSeq, a predicted model, not a curated record
UUCAACAAAAAUAUCUUUCACUUUUAAUAGUCAUUCGUCAUCAUCGCAGUAAUUUUUGAAAUGUUCAACAGCUCAAAUGGAAAUUCAUGAUGACUUAUUGGCAGUAGAUAUUGAAACUGCCUUGUCGAAAAAUUUCGUGAGCGUUGUUAUUUGGUGAACAGUGGACAUAGUAUACAGUGUACGUGCACGUGAAAAUUUUGAAAAAAAAAAUUCCACGAUACAUUUUUGAAUUGGUUACAAUGAAGUAUGUGAAACACCGAUCAUCGAACUAAUUAUGCAAUGUGUGAUUCAUUCAGUAAAACAAUUGUAUGCGGCAAGUGCUUGGUUGAUUCAACAGUUUUUCACCUAACGAUUGGAAAGUUAAACUGUAAGAAAGUCAACUUUAAAAACUAAUCAUCCUCAUCGUCUAGUUAUAGGAUUAUCCUUACAAUAAUGUAAAAUUAACAACAAGCUACUCUGGUGAAGUAUCGCUUUCAAGUAUGUCCAGAAAUCCGCCAAACCCUAACGCUUGCAAUAUAUGCGGGAAAACUAAUUCUAAUUCAAAACACUCCAAAAGUCAUUGCUGUAUUCACUCAGCUGAAGAGUCAUCCUGCCACGUCGCCUCGUGUUCAAAAUCCAACAUGGUUGAAAGCACUUCCACGGCACGUCCAUCCAUUCAAUACAAUACCAAUCAUUGCCUUGUGUGCUUGAAAAAAUUUGUUUGUAGUGAAGAUCUUACAAUUCACAUGAAUUCCAAGCACAACUAUUCCUGUAGCGUGUGCUUUCAAACUUUCACCCACAGAAAUGGUCUUACAAGGCAUUUUAACUCCUACCACAUCCAUCGCUGCAACUUGUGCUCUGAAAUUUUCUACCUGAAAAAGGAUCUCUCCCAUCAUAUGGACUCCAAACACAAACACCCUUGCACCGUGUGCUCUGCAACUUUUUACCAAGAGGAUGAUCUCACGAGGCACAUGAACUCCGAACACAACCACCCUUGCACACUAUGUUCCAAAUUUUUUUACGAAGAAGAGGAUCUCUCGUGGCAUAUGGAGUUUGAACAUAAAUACCCAUGCACCGUGUGUUCUGCAACUUUUUACCAAGAAGAUAAUCUCACGAGGCACAUGAACUCCGAGCACAAUCACCCCUGCACCGAAUGUUCCGAAACUUUUGUCCGCGACAGUGAUCUUAUGGAACACGUUUACCUUCAGCACUGUUAUCAUUGCACCAUGUGCUCGCAAACAUUUAGUCAAGUUAGCGAUCUCACGUGGCAUGUGGACUCGGAGCACAACCAUCGCUGUACCGCGUGUUCCGCAGUUUUUGUCCGAGAGAGCGAUCUCACGGCGCAUAUGAAUACUCAGCACAAUCACCAAUGCAUCGUGUGCUCACAAAGUUUUAGCCGAAGUAGUGAUCUUACGUGGCAUAUAAAUUCCGAACACAUGCCUGAAACUUUGGAAUCUUUCGUCCAAGACUGUCAUAUCACAGACCUCAUGAACUUUCCGCCCAACUAUCAAUGCACCGUGUGCUCACAAAAUUUUACCCAAAGUGGUGAUCUUAUAUGGCACAUGGAUUCCGAGCACAACCACAGAUGUACCGUGUGUUCCGCCGUUUUUGUCCUAGAGAGCGAUCUCACGGCGCAUAUGAAUACUCAGCACAUUCACCACUGCACCGUGUGCUCGCAAACUUUUUACCAAAGUAGUGACUUGAUAUGGCAUAUGAAUCCCAAUCACAACCAAUACUGCACAGUAUGUUUAGAAUAUUUUAACCUUGAAUAGAAUUAAUUGAUUUAUAUAAAUAGCUGGUAUAUCUUCCCAUGCAAUGAAUGUCAGCAAUCUUUCACCAGUUUCAUGUCACAAACUAAAGUAUAUAUCAUUCAGAGGAAAACAAUAUUCAGAAUUUUUUCAUUUUAGUGUUGACGUUUCGACUAGACGUGGAUAGUCCUUGGAAAAAUAUUAUAACUGAGUAAAGUCAAAAAUUAUAAAUUUAAGUUACAAAUGUCGACGAAUCAAUGUUAAUUGAUCAGUACAACGACCAAGAAGAUUUGUAUGAUUUAUUUUCAUUCUUGGCUACAGAACAAGUGAUCGAUGUAAUAAUCUUGAGAUAAAAUUAAUCUUCUACUAACGGAUAUUACCACAAGAUACUAAUAAUUUUAUAGUUGUAGCAACUAAAUUUCGAGUACUCCUUAAGGAUACUUUUAAAUGAUGUAUCAGAAUAAGCACAAUAAAACAAUGGUUUCGG